AUGAGACGAUAAUACUCCUAUACCUACCAAAUUAAGAUUUCAGAAAAAAAUAUUAAUUAAAUUUAAAUAACUCUUGAUAAUAAUAAGUACGGUUGUACUGAGACAUUUAAAAAAAUAUUAGAAUUAAGUAAAAUAAGUCCUUCUCUUUAAAUAAUUUCUCUUGUAAUUGAUUACUAAAUUUUCCCUUACUGUUUAAAUUAACUUUUUUAGUAAUUAAAGAGGAGAAAGUAUGAAAAUAAAAGUGUAGAGAAGGAUAAAUUAUAGGAAUUAUUUUUGAAAUAUCAAAGUUUGUUUAUUUAAGAAUUCUUAGAAGAUUUAAAAGUAUACUCAAUAGAAGAAAAAUUUGGAUAAAUCACAGAAAACAUUUUUGAUGAAUAGAAUUAAAGUGAUUAAAUUUUAAAAUCUAAACUUUUAAAAGGAUGGUUCCACAAACAUCAAAAAAGUUUUUGA
This is a messenger RNA of Tetrahymena thermophila SB210, 450 nucleotides long. RefSeq lists its product as hypothetical. NCBI's taxonomy places the organism in Eukaryota, Ciliophora, Oligohymenophorea, Hymenostomatida, Tetrahymenidae. The record is from RefSeq and is a predicted model, not a curated record. The transcript is spliced from 2 exons.